CCAUUGGCGCGUCCGCUUCUCGUGCCCAAGGCGCGUUGAUCCUUCGGACAUUGGCUUCCUGACCUGACUUCCUCGUGCCUAUGGCGUGUUGACCUUCGUUGCCUUUGGUGGCGCUCUGGUGUCUCUCUUGUCGUUGUCGUUGGUGGAUGCCGAGAAUCGCCGAUCGAGUGUGGAACGACGAAUACUUGAACCUCAUGGAUAUCGACAACAUGGACGUCAUACAGUGCCAAACCAACAGGGCCGAGCUCCGCGGAAUACUGGAGAACUGGAACACCGACAUGAAGAAAGAGGACCGGUAUUUUGGAAUUAAUAUGCCCGCCGUACCAAACAAUGCUGCGUUAACCUUCCCACAGCGCACCUGGACCCACCGCUACGACGUAACGCCACUCACCCGAGCCAAUAUGAUCGACCACAUCCAACACAUUCUUUCGAACUUCGCCGACCGGGACACAUACCACUCCGCCAUCGCUCUCUUGGACGACUUCAUGAGGAAAACUUCCGCCGACUUCGACUUCGCCGACAUCUCAAUGAUUCCCAUCACCAUCGCCUUCCUCGCCACCAAGCUUCACCAAUUGACAAUCUUCAGGAAACGGGAUUUCAUGGUGGUUUCGUUUCCCGACCGACACGUCGGGCACGACUCCUAUAGGUUUGCUUGCCAACGAAUUAUUAACCUUGAACGUCGUAUUAUUUUGGAUCUUUCCUGCCAGCUUCAAGUCCCAACCGCCUUCGACUUCCUCACUCGGUCUUUCCGCAUCGUUCAACUCCUCAAGGAUCGACACCACAUCGGACGACAAGCAUUCUUAUCGGAAGCUUUCGACAUGCUAGAGGUCGCCACCCUCUACGAAGAUUCGCUCACAUUCACCCCUUCCUCUCUCGCGGCCGCCAUAUUCGUCAAGACUCACCCGAUCGCCGAUCAAUACUUCUACAACGGACUCGCCGACAACAUCAUUCGCCUCGCCACUGGAUACGACAAGGAAACCAUUUUCGCCUCCCGCUGCUACGCAUUCAUCGACAAAGUGGAAGAAAUCACCGAGCCUCUCAAGGAACGCACCGCCGACGUACGACAUGAUGAACACAAGCAGAGAUAUUGGAGCGGCCUACCGGGAUUCGACGCUUGGGAAGAAAUGGUAAAGUACUAUGCCACGACUAAUAAUGACCACUCGCCCUUCCCUCUCCCAGCUUUCGACAUCGACUGGCACACGAUUCGGAUCACGACAUUCAAGGAUUACCGACAACAACAACAACAAGUCAUUCCGCCAGCACCGCCAGCACCCAAUCCACCAGCACCUCGUCGACGACAGCGACGAGUCUACGGUCCCAAAUCGUGGGUCAGAGUCAAUGGAAGGCUGGAGCGCAUCUGAAGUAAAUACACUUCGCUUCGGAUCGCUCUGGCCUUCCGCAAAGUUAAGUGACUUCUUUCAUUGCCGUGGAUCAGAUUCCUUGGUCAGAUUCGUUUCUCACAAACCUAUUUCUCCCUAUUCCGUCAAGAGGGCCGAUCCCUGUUUUCAAGUUCCCACUUCGAUCCCUGCGCUCAAGUUCCGAUUUCGAUCCCCGUCUUCAAGUUCCGACUUCGAUCCCCGUCUUCAAGUUCCCACUUCAAGUU
Molecule: messenger RNA, 1603 nt
Organism: Fimicolochytrium jonesii
Lineage: Eukaryota; Fungi; Chytridiomycota; Chytridiomycetes; Spizellomycetales; Powellomycetaceae
Exons: 2
Coding region: 147-1361 (404 amino acids)
Source: RefSeq, a predicted model, not a curated record